UCGACUCAACAAUCGGCGCAGCGGACGCAGAGGGCUAUGCAGCCGCAGCCGCCGCCGCAGCCCGAGCCCGCCCAUCGGCGGGCGUCGCCGUCCACGUGCUCCACCGCGACGAGGCGGAGCAUUGGGUGCAUGGCCGGCCUCCUCCGCCUCAUCUCCCCGUACCACCGCAGCCACCACCGGAAGCGCCUCACCGCCAAGAACAAUGCAGCGCAGGCCUCGGCGCCAUCGCAGCCGCCCUCGCCGACCAAGAAGAAGGCGCCCUCGCCCUCGCCGUCGCCCGAGCCUUCUCCAGUGAAGCCGGCACAGCAGCCGCGGCAACAGCCUCCGGCCGUGGUCCGGCGGCGGCGGUCCUGCGACUCGCCGCGAAGCCCGACGAUCGCGCCGGAGCACCGGCGCUCCAGCUGCGACAGCCCCCGGCCGCCGCCGCCGGCCAUCGUGGCGCGCCUCAUGGGCCUGGAAGAGUCCGCGCCGCCCUCGCCGGCCGCCGCCGCGGCGCCGCGGCCCGUCGUCCCGGCCCGCCCGCCUCCUCCGCCCCCGCCGCCGGAGACGGCCGCGGAGAAGCGGCGGAAGCUGCUGGGCGCGCUGGAGAAGUGCGACGAGGACCUCAAGACGCUGCGGCGGAUCAUCGCGGCCGUCCGCGCCGCCGAGAUGCGCGCGGCCGCCGGGUCCGACGCCGCCCCGGCGGCAGGGAUUUUCAGCCGUGACGAGCAGUCGCCGUCCCCGUCCCCGUACCCGUCGCCGCCGACGCCGCAGCAGCCCAAGCUGCGCGGCGUGGAGCAGCAGCACCCCAGCCCGGACUCGGUGCUGGACGCCAUCAGCUCCCCGAGAUUCCCAUGCAGGAAGCGGCCGUCUCCGUGCACGGAUCUCGAUGCGGGUGGCAAGGCCGGCGGCGGUAACGGAGCGGGGCCCCCCGCCGUCGGAUCGAAGAUCGUGAAACCCUCCCGCACCCUUGUCUUCACCGGUGAUCACUACCGCAGGAUCAAAUCGGGCGAUGAGGAUCACUACCGCAGGAUCAAAUCGGGCGAUGAGUUGCAGCAGCUGCGCGCCGUCCAUUCCCCGGUGCCGCUGGUGGCGGGCAUGCCGAGGUCGGCCAGCGCGGAGAGCUGGCGGCACCACCGGCGGCGGUGGGAGCUGGAGGCCGCGGCGGCGGGGCGGGUGAUCAGCCGCGCGAUGGUGGAGAGCGCGGGGGAGGCGAUGCGGGGGCCGCAGGGCGGCAACGAGUGGUGGCGGCGGGAGCGCGCCAUGGUCGCGGCCGCACUUGAGCGCGCCAUCGUGCAGGACCUCGUGGGCGACCUCGUGUCCGGCCUGCUCGCGCAGUCCGGCCGCGGGCACGGGCACGGGCACGGCGCCGCCGGGUGCAGGAAGAGACUGUGCUUCUGAUCUUGGUUGUGGGCCGGCCGGGACUCUCGCGUCGUUUUCUCGCAUUGGGUUUGUCUCGCGUGCGUCGCCAUGUGCUUGAAUUUGUUAGCAGGUCAAGGUCCUGGGGGUGUGACGUUACGUUGUGGGUGGGAAUUACUCGUAGCGCGAGAGGAAUUAACUGCCGCGGCUGCCGCUGCCGCGCCAUGGAUGGCAACCGCCACAGCUAUAGCUAGCUGAGCUACCCCCACCUGAGAUCGGUGAAUGCUGAUCGUGGUAGUAUUAAAAAGAGCGGAUUCGCCGCGGCGUCAGUUGUAGGUGGAGUGAGUGAUGGCAAGCAAGCAGCUGCCCAAGUACACCUGCAGGAAGCAGGUUCACUGGGAUCAGUUCAUCACACCUGAAGACCGGCCAUGCUGAGUAAUUGACGCCGACACCACCACCUCUACGAACAGUAUAAGUCAAUCCCCAGGAAGUGUAGCAGCAGUACAGUCUAGAUUUUGGGAUCUUCGAUCUGGUUAACUAUAUAUAAGCGAAUUUCUCUGAA
This is a messenger RNA of Panicum virgatum (switchgrass), 1900 nucleotides long. RefSeq names its product serine/arginine repetitive matrix protein 1-like. The transcript is spliced from 2 exons. Lineage: Eukaryota; Viridiplantae; Streptophyta; Magnoliopsida; Poales; Poaceae. The coding region runs from base 37 to 1380 and encodes 447 amino acids. The record is from RefSeq and is a predicted model, not a curated record.